Messenger RNA from Entrophospora sp. SA101, 177 nucleotides. The record is from the annotation of a GenBank genome assembly. NCBI's taxonomy places the organism in Eukaryota, Fungi, Glomeromycota, Glomeromycetes, Entrophosporales, Entrophosporaceae.
AUGGAUCCUCAUUUAUGGUCUUCUACACAUAACAACACAAACAUUAAUGAAGCACAUCACAAUAUAAAUCUAGAUGGAAAAUCAUUGUUAUCUGCUGUUCAUGUAGCAAAAAAUUUUGAUAAUGGAAAAUAUAAUAUUUUAACUUCCUACAAGGAUAAAUCUCAAUCACAAAGAUAA